This is a messenger RNA of Colletotrichum truncatum, 1692 nucleotides long. Its product is annotated as tpr domain protein. Gene Ontology annotation, molecular function: protein binding. The record is from RefSeq and is a predicted model, not a curated record. NCBI's taxonomy places the organism in Eukaryota, Fungi, Ascomycota, Sordariomycetes, Glomerellales, Glomerellaceae.
AUGAGGGGCAAGGGGACAUCUUCGGCGGUCAUCUCUCCUACCGCCGUGUAUUACAAUCUUGGUUCCUUCCACCGUCCAGUGACUACCCAAAGUAAGGAUGCUCAGCUUUGGUUUGAUCGCGGCCUAACUUGGGCAUAUGCCUUCAACCACGAAGAGUCAGCACGAUGCUUCGAAAGGGCUAUCAAUUACGAUCCUUUCUGCGCUAUGGCGUACUGGGGACUUGCUUUCGUCCUGGGCCCCAAUUACAACAAGCCGUGGAAAGUAUUUGACGGAGAGGACCUCGCCGCCACAGCGAAAAGAGCCCAUCACACCAUUAUGCAGGCAAAGGGCCACUCUGCAGAUGCAUCACCCGUCGAGAUCGCCAUGAUAAAUGCCCUGAUUGCCCGGUAUCCGCAAGAGGAGCCUGCGGAUGACUGCUCGAAAUGGAAUGAAGAUUACGCCAAGGCCAUGGACACCGUUCUAAAGGCCUACCCGAACGAUCUUGAUGUUGUCGCUAUCUGGACAGAUGCCACGAUGAAUGUUACACCGUGGAAAUUGUGGAAUUACAAGACAGGAAAGCCCACUCCUGGAGCUAGGACGCUUGAAAUCAAAGAUGUGAUGGAUCGCACCUUCAAGCUUGAGGGUUCCCUUCGACACCCAGGCCUCCUCCACUUGUAUAUCCAUCUGAUGGAGAUGUCACCGACCCCUGAGGCUGCACUCACAAUAGCAGACAAUUUGCGAGGUCUCGUUCCGGACGCCGGGCACCUACAGCACAUGCCUACUCAUCUUGACAUACUGUGUGGCGAUUACCGCCGCGCUAUUGCCUCAAACUCCGACGCUAUCCGAGCUGACUCCAAAUUUCUUGCUAAAGAAGGACCGCUUAAUUUCUACACGCUGUAUCGCUCACACGACUUUCAUUUCAGGCUGUAUGCCGCCAUGUUGUGCGGACAGUCAAAGGUCGCCCUUCAGACUAUUGAUGAGCUCGAGUCAACAAUCUCGGAGGACCUGUUACGGAUCAGAUCCCCGCCGAUGGCGGACUGGCUGGAAGGCUUUUUGGGCAUGCGCAUGCACGCUCUCAUCCGCUUCGGAAAAUGGGAAGAUAUCCUCGCCCUCAAGCUUCCUCACGACCCUGUUCUCUACUGUACAACAACUGCUAUGACGCAUUACGCAAAGGGUGUCGCCUUUGCGGCAACUGGAAGGGUAGAAGAGGCUGAGAAAGAGCGCGCUCAUUUCGCAAAAGCCCUUAAAAAUGUCCCUCCCUCACGGAUUGUGUUCAACAACCCUUGCCAAGAAACCCUUGCCAUUGCAGAGGCAAUGCUAGAUGGCGAAUUGGCAUAUCGAAAGGGCAACUACGACACCGCUUUCGCAUAUUUGCGGAAGUCUGUGGAGAAAGACGAUGCACUACCCUAUGAUGAGCCAUGGGGCUGGAUGCAGCCGACGCGCCACGCGCUUGGUGCGUUACUCUUGGAGCAAGGACACGUAGAGGAGGCUGCUGCUGUCUACAGUGCGGAUCUCGGGAUCGAUGAGACUUUGCCCCGUGCCCUAAGACAUCCGAACAAUGUUUGGGCCCUCCACGGUUUCUACGAGUGUCUCACGAAGUUGGGUCGAACAGAUGAAGCCAAGAUUCUGAAGCCGCAGUUGGCCCUGGCCCUGGCUGUAUCGGACGUCCCUAUCAAGUCGUCGUGUUUCUGUAGACAAAAGACGGUCGAUUGA